Molecule: messenger RNA, 1591 nt
Organism: Vollenhovia emeryi
Lineage: Eukaryota; Metazoa; Arthropoda; Insecta; Hymenoptera; Formicidae
Exons: 2
Coding region: 100-1377 (425 amino acids)
Source: RefSeq, a predicted model, not a curated record
UGGUUUAUCUCUAACAAGAUUAAGAUAACUGCUUUUCGUUAUAUAAAUCUACGGGAACUACUUGCGAAUGUCACUGUUCUCAUUCGUAGCUGUGCCACGAUGAAGGUUACAUCAACACUGUUGGCCAUCUUGGCUAUAAUUGGUCUUGGACAAACUCAUCAAGUCCAGAAUUUCGGCAGCGGUCCUCUUUACGAUGAUCUUUCUGACUUCGCAAAGUUAGUCCCUGCUGAAAAAGUUAGCGCUAUUCUAACGGAGUACAUAACAGAAGAUGCCGAAGUACAAGAAGCUAUUACUUAUCUUCUAACUUCGACUAUAUUACCAGACCUGGUGAGGGAUGUGGAGGCCAUUCCUGAAGUGAUGAACCUCGUCAACUAUCUGCAUAAGGAAGGACUCGACGUUUACCUUGUACUAAACGAAAUUAACAAAGCUCUCGGUCUCAAGGAACUCGAACCACCUCCUCGCCAAUUGUAUUCUCCGAUUGCGCAGAGGACUGGCGGGAUUGCAGGGCUUUUCAAAGACAUCGGUAAUGUGCUUCCUCUUGACGAGUUCAUUCAUACCUAUGCGCAGAAGUUAAAGACCUCAACAGCGUUUGGUGGCCUCAUCGGUCAACUCAAGUCCGACAACUUCCAGCAGGCCGUAAACAAAGUCUACAAUGUCAAAUCCGUUCAGAUCAUCUUGAAUGGACUUAAAAGCAGCGGAGUGAACACGCAAAUCGCAGCGGAUCUCUUGUUUAUAGUCCUCGGCAUCACUGUACCGAACGACGUUUCUGUUUACGUACUCCAGGAGCGUACGCUGGACGAAGAAUUCGAGGACUUUGUGAAACUCCUUUCGGUGGAUGAGAUUAUUGAGAUAGUGAUCAAGUAUGCAACCAAUGAUGAAAAAGUAAUAAACGCUCUUCGAUUCAUGCUUACAACUGAAUUCCACUCUAUGCUGCGAGAGAUCGAAGCUCUUAAUCCACAUCAAGCUUUGGUGGUAUAUCUGGAGAAGGCCGGAUUACAUGUUAUCCAGGGUAUCCAACUGUUGCACGAAGCCAUUGGUAUGGAGGAUUAUGUGCCGCCCAAAAUAGACAGCCUCUUCGAGUCUCAAAUUGGAGUACAGAAGGUCGGCGACGGAAUGAAAGGAAUGAUCGAGGAAAUUUACAAUACUCUACCUCUUGACAAGAUUGACGCUCUUUAUAAGGAGAAGCUGCAGAAUUCGAAGGUCUUCGCUGACUUUGUCGGAAAGAUAAAGUCUCCGGAUAUGCAAAAAUUAAUCAAUGACCUGUACGGUAAUGCAACCUAUAAAAAUUUUGUCAUGAAGAGCAGGGAAAAGGGAUUGGAAUUUCAAGAACUGACGAAACUUACCGCUAGAAUAUUUGGACUUGAAUUCCCAUACUAAAAUUAUGUAUAAUUUUUUAAACGCCUGUUUUAAACGUGUGCCCUUUUGUCUUAUGCCGUUACAUUGAUGCAUCUAAUAACAAAAUGUCAUUUUUUAAUUAAACAAUUAUUUUUUUAAAUUAAUUACAGAUAAUAAUUUUGUUGCUUUAAUUAACAAAUUAUUUGUUUUAUGUGAUAAAAAGAUCGAAAUAAAGAGCAAACUUAUGUUAUAACUA